This is a messenger RNA of Rhopalosiphum padi (bird cherry-oat aphid), 3128 nucleotides long. RefSeq lists its product as uncharacterized. Gene Ontology annotation, biological process: cytoplasmic translational initiation. Gene Ontology annotation, cellular component: cytoplasmic stress granule. The record is from RefSeq and is a predicted model, not a curated record. The coding region runs from base 344 to 2674 and encodes 776 amino acids. Gene Ontology annotation, molecular function: ATP binding; RNA helicase activity; translation initiation factor activity. The transcript is spliced from 8 exons. Lineage: Eukaryota; Metazoa; Arthropoda; Insecta; Hemiptera; Aphididae.
GGGAUUAGUCAUUCUAUUUACGAUGUUCGCGAAAAACAAAAACAACCAAACUGGUUAGUCGUAUAUAACUCAUAGCCAUAAAGUAAUAAUACAGUCCUGUGCCCUCUCCACAUAAUAUUGUGUAUAGUGAUAAUAUAACUUUAUAAGUAUAAUAACAUGUAUAAAACGAUUCGUUUAUGUUGUGUCGCAGUACUACUGUCUAUUGGGUUGAAGGUUGUUUUGUAAUUAUUUCAUACAUUCGUCCUCAUAUUCUGUGCUGACCCUGAAAAAUUCAAGCUUACAGUUUAUAUCUCCAGUGAAUAAAAAAAACAUUUCUGUACUUAUUGCAAAAUUAAACAGAUCUAUGAUGGAGUCAGAAUUAAAAAAUCAGAAUGACUUAUUACAGCAAUUAAAAUCUUUACGUGCAGAAAAAGAAUUAUUAGAGAAACAUGUAUUUGUACUCAAUGAGUGUUUAUCUGUAGAGGAAUUAAAAACAAAAAUAUCUAAUCUGGAAAAGAAAAAAGAGAUGUUGGGAUCGUUGGAAAAUGUUAUUGAAAGAUUACGUGCUGAGGUAGAGCCACUAAAGUAUUUGAAAUCUGUUUUGAAAACUAAAUUAGGUGAUGAGAAUAAAAUGCAAUCAAAAAACAUUUGGUCGUCAGAGUUAUCUUUUGACCUGGAACCUAAUGUUCCUAAAUACGAAAAAAAAAUUUGUAACAACACUUCUGUUGAUGUUCAAGUAGAACAACCUGUUGGAUCCAAAACUUUUAUUUCUCAAAGUGUGGAAGACAUUCCUACUAAUUUAGUUAAAACUGAUUUGAAUUCAUACUCAAAGUUUAAUAAUGAACUCAUUGGAACAUUCCAAACACCAAUGCCUUCUAAAUCUAAUUCAGUAUCAACUGUUAAUGAUGGCAGUCUUGAUGAAUGUAUACAACUAUUGGAUCAAUAUGAUAUAGUGACUGAUCAAGAAAUAUUAAAUUACCCUACAGAAGAAAACAAUUUGAAAAGUCAAAAUGUUGUUGAUCAAAAACCAAUUGAUAAUGAUAAUGGUAAUGAUUACAAAAUACAGAAUACACAGAAAGCAACAACAAGCUCUUCUUUUGAUGUAGAAGGCAUAAAUGCAAAUGUGAAAGACCAAGUACCUAUUGAAAAAGAAAUAAGAUUGAAUUUAAACAAUGCAAUUGAUCUCGGCUUUGGAACAUAUAAAGAUAGUAAGCUUCACGAGGCUAGUACAUCUCAACCAACUCUAAACAAAGAAAGUUUAUGUUCAGAUGCCAAUGUUAAUAUUGGAGAUUUGUUACUAAAAAUACCACAAUUGUUAUUGCAACAAGGAAUUGAUUAUAUUCAAGUUGAAGAUGAGUCUAAGAAAAAUGUAAAUGUUAAUACAAAUGUAUCCUCAAAAGAGAAUGAUAAAUGCAAUAAGAGAAAAGAUUUAAAGAAAGAAGUGAAUAAAUUCUUAAAUGAAUAUACAAAUUUAUUGCAAAAAAGUUCACUAAAAAUAGACAACAAUAACUUAUCCUCUAAACAAACAGAAUCAAGUCAACACGAUGAUUUACCACCUAAUGCCAGUAAUUCUGACUGUAAUAUUAAUAGCUUUAAUGAUAUGAAUUUAAAAAUUGAUAUCUUGCGUGGUAUAUACUCUCUUGGUUUUGUCAAUCCAACUGCUUUACAACAACGUGUUAUUGUACACUGCAUAAAUGGACGAGACAUAAUUGUUUUUGCUGGACCAGGUAAUGGUAGAACAAUGAUGUUCACAAUACCAUUAUUGCAACGCAUUAAAACUAAUUUAAAUGAGUGUCAAGCAUUAAUAUUAGUACCAACUCGAGACCUUGCAGUACAUAUUCAAAAGAUUAUUAUGAGUGUUGGUGACUUUUUGGGUGUUAAUGUAUGUAUUGGUGGUGAUAAUGUUCCGAGAAAACUGUCUGUUGUUCCACAUAUAAUCGUUGGUACUCCGCUUGGAGUGUCUAAUAUGAUUUUAUGUAAGUCACUACAUACUGGAUGCAUUCAAACAGUUGUAAUUAACAAAGCUGAAAAAAUGUUGACUAAUGACUACACAAAAUCAAUUGAGGAAAUAAUGAAAAAGUUAACAAAAACCAGACAAGUCACUAUAUUGACAUCGGACAAACUAGAUCAUGUAUUAGACAUUUACAUGGAAUCUUUACGUGAUCCUCUGGUUAUUAUUAAUGACAAAGAAAAAGAUAACGAUCUGCUAAAAAAUCUUCCAAAACAGUUUUAUUUAAACAUUCAAAAUGAAUGGAAAAUUAAUGCAUUUUGCGAAAUCAACGAAACAUUGAAAAUAGAGAGAUGUAUCAUCUUUUGCAAUACUUUGGAUAGAGCACGAAAACUAUACGAUUCCUUACAAAGAUUGGAGUAUGCAGUAUCACUUUUUCAUUUAGAAAUGAACGCACAUGAACGCGAGCAAAUCCUUGAUAUGUUUUCUUCAAACAUUUUAAAGAUGCUCAUCACUACAGAUCCAAUCAAAGGCAGCCAGUUUCAGCAUGCUACAGGGAUAAUUAAUUAUGAUUUACCAAUAAAUCCUAUUUGUUAUUUAGACAGAGUGGCAAAAUGUGCCAAAAAUAUAAAAGUUAUAAAUUUCAUCGAUGAAAAUGAUGACCAUACAAAAUCGGCAAUUGAAACACACAAUAAAAAUUAUAUGAUUCAGAUGCCUCUGAACAUGAUCGAUUUGUUACAAUAUUAAACUCAUAUGAUUAUAAUAUUUUUUUCAAUAUUAAGUAGUAUACAAUUCAUUACUGUGAUAAAUAAUAGUAAAUACAUAUUAUUAUAUUCUACUAUUGAACUUAACUUCUAGGAAAUGGGUUUUAUUAUUAUUUUCUGUUAUUAUACUAUUAUUUAAAUUGCAUUUUUAUUCCUAUUUUUUUUUUUUUUUUUUUAUAGCAAUUUAGGAAUUCUUUAGUUUAUAUAUAUUUUUAUAUGAUUUUACUUUAUGUGAUUUGUUUAUGCGUAAUAUUAAAAUGUUAUUCAAGAAAUAAUUUUGUGACAAUAUUUUGAAAAUUAAAAAUUCAUGUUAUCUUUUCAUAAUUAUUAUUUAAAUUAUUUUACUUAAUUAUUAAAAAUAGUAUGUUAUUACUAUGGUAAUACAUGUUUAUACUAAUAUUUUAAGAUAUUAAAGCUGACUUGGGCUAAGCUUACUA